Camelina sativa (false flax) is the source of this 900-nucleotide messenger RNA. RefSeq lists its product as uncharacterized. Gene Ontology annotation, biological process: positive regulation of mRNA splicing, via spliceosome. Gene Ontology annotation, molecular function: RNA binding. The record is from RefSeq and is a predicted model, not a curated record. NCBI's taxonomy places the organism in Eukaryota, Viridiplantae, Streptophyta, Magnoliopsida, Brassicales, Brassicaceae. Gene Ontology annotation, cellular component: nucleolus; precatalytic spliceosome.
CUCUCUUCUCUCUCAUUUCUGAAGACGACACAAGAUGCGAUUCCUGAUGAAAUCGGAGAAAUCGCCGAUGGCUUCGAGAUCGGCGAAUGGGUUAUUAGAUCUAACAACGACGGCGGCUGUUUCUGAUCGACAUCAACGGUGGUGCCCUGAAGCUAACGGCGAGGUCCAACCCUAACGAAUCGGAGGGAGAAGGCAUCUCAAGAUAAGAAAAGCUUGGAUGUUGGUGCUAACCUUUUAAUUGGGAACCUUGACCCUGAUGUGGAUGAGAAGCAGUUGUAUGAUACUUUCAGUGCAUUUGGUGUGAUUGCUUCUAAUCCUAAGAUAAUGACAGAUCCCGAUACUGGAAACUCACGAGGUUUUGGUUUCAUCAGCUAUGACUCCUUUGAGGCAUCUGAUGCUGCUAUUGAGGCAAUGACUGGACAAUAUCUAUGUAAUCGUCAAAUUACAGUCUCUUAUGCAUACAAGAAAGAUACCAAAGGAGAGCGUCAUGGUACUCCAGCUGAGAGGCUUUUGGCUGCCACGAAUCCAACUGCCCAGAAAAGCAGACCCCAUACACUAUUCGCAACUGGCCCCCCAUCCAAUGCUCCUCACGUUAAUGAUGCUUCCCACAAUUACCUAUUGAGAUAAUCUUUCAACAAGUGUUGCUGCAAAGUUUGUUCAUACAUCUCUAAACAAGAAUCGUUGUUCAAUCAACCGUGUAUUGGUAUAUCCCUUUAGCAGCUUGGUGUUUCUACUAUUAUUCUCUAUUUGCCAUGUUUUCUUUACUCUAUUAUGUUCGACUUAAAGCGAUCUUCUUCUUUUUUUUUUGCCUAUGGAGUUUGGCCAAACCGAAAACUGCUUUUGGAGUUGUGAUCUUCUGUUGUUGUGAAUCUUAUUCCAAAUUCUAUUUAAUAUGUUUAA